Molecule: messenger RNA, 4950 nt
Organism: Penicillium soppii
Lineage: Eukaryota; Fungi; Ascomycota; Eurotiomycetes; Eurotiales; Aspergillaceae
Gene: swr1
Product: putative SNF2 family helicase/ATPase (Swr1)
Exons: 1
Coding region: 1-4950 (1649 amino acids)
Cellular component (GO): Swr1 complex
Molecular function (GO): histone binding; ATP hydrolysis activity; ATP-dependent chromatin remodeler activity
Source: RefSeq, a predicted model, not a curated record
AUGCAAAACGGCAGCCCCAACGGCCCAUCAUCCCAAGAUGAAGACGUAUCACCGGCGCCAAAUUCGAUUCCCCUAAACGGAUCUGUUGACGCAGAACCAUCGGAUUCUCCCCGCGAUUCUCUCCCUGCCGAACCGAAAGAUGUUGAAACUGCCCAACCUGACGAGCCACCAUCCAAGAAGCGAAGACUAACAGAGUCCUCAUCGCAACGAUCAACUCCUCGACCACCAUCCCCACCUUGGAAGAAUGCUGGCUUUGAGGGGCCGACAUCAUUCCUUUCAGAAGGCAAGCGCAGGUCUUCGCGGACAAACGCGGUUCCCAUCGAACUGCAUCCCGCGUCGGAUAAAAGGCACACACGAGGGGCUCAGAACAAGAACCUUGGCAAGUCUGCUCGGGAUGGAACUAAGCCGGCCACAUCCUCGCCGCUAUCGGUGACGCAGUCACGCGCCGAUGUCAAUGGGAAGUUAGGUGGAAAGUCUACGGCGAAUGGAUCGCCCAGAGCGCCCCCAUCCCGAACUGGGGCCAGCAAGUCCCAGCGCAUCUUACAGACACCAGUAUCUAAACCAAGUCAUUCACGCGCGCGAUCUCGCAGUUCCGCUACCCUCCCUCGCCCAUCCCCCAACACCAACGGCACCGGUUCCCGCACACUCCGCGAUCGCCAUUCCCUUGCAAAUGUAUCACCAGAGGCCAAUGCGGACACUAAAAAUUCCAACCUGGAUGACGAGGGACCUGAACAAGGCUCACUCAAAGUUCCUCGAUUGCGCCUCAAAAUCACGAGACCUGUCCUUCCCAUCCGACACCCCGGCCACAUACCACAAAAGAAACAUACAUCAUUCAGGGAAUGGGUGUACCAAGAUGAUAGCACGAAUAUACUGUCGCAAGAUGAUGCUAUUGCGGAAGCGCGCAAACGGCAGGAGGUCAUGGCUGCCGCAGAGCCCGGUGGACCUCUGAGCUCUCAAGUUUGUUCUGCAUAUAUCACCGACCAGCAAGAGGAACCGCCUCCACAAUACUCGCAUCAAGACCAUUUAGUAGCCCACGCGCUCUACUUCCAGAAGCUCCUCGAUAAGGAACACAAGCGACACCGACAAACGGCCAAACUAUUCGCACAAUGGUGCGCCGACGCGUAUCGCAAACGUCACAAGGAUCCUGAGGAUAUUCUUCGUGAACAACAGGAGGAAAUGCGAGGGAAGCGCAAGCAGCUAUCCAAAGAUCUUCAGAAAAUGUUCGACCUGACCCGUGCGGACAUCGAUCGGAGCCGUCUAGCUCGCUGGGAGGAGGAGCGGAAAGUGGAAGACCAGAAAGCUCUUGAUCGUGCUAUCACAAAGUCUACCAUGCUUUUUGAGAAGCGCAGGGCCGAAAUCCUCGGCGAAGUUCCUAGCGACGCGCAAGGGACAAGCGAUGAUGACCUUGAAUCCGGCUCUGAAUCGGGCUCAGACGAAGAAGACGAGAGCAACAUGUCAGGUUCUGAAUCCGCGACCGACGACGAGACCAAUGUGGAUGACGAUGCAAAACUGACUGAGGAAGAGCUCCGGCUGAAGUAUGCCAACCUCCCGACCGAAGAUUAUACCGACCGAAUGUCUGUGGUUUCUGGCAGUGAUGCCAUAACUAACCCUGAUGAAGCCAUGGACCCAGAAGUUGCUCUUGAUGAUAUCGAUUCACAUGCUACCCCCGAUGAUAAUCAACUGGACGAUGUGGAUUCUGUUCUGAUGGACGAUAGCGAUGCAUCCACAGAUAUGGACGACGAUAUGGGCGAUAGUGACGAAGAGGAGGAAGAGUCAAGCGAAGAAGAGGAUGGGUCGGAUGACGAGGGCGAAGACAGAGGCUUGAUGGGUUUCUUCUCCAAGAAGGAUAUAUCCGUGCCAAAGGAUGGUGAACAGGGUGACGAAGCUGAAGGCAUUGAUCACGAACAUGGCGAUGCAGAGGUCAAGUCCACAUCAGAGGGCGAGGAUGACAUUGACUUCGAAGAUCCGGAUGAAGUUUCUCUUGUUCCAAUUGGACGAACUGCCAGUGAGGGUACUUCAGCAGAGGGCACGCCUUUGCAGGCCGCUGAUGCUUCUGAAGCCUCCCCUGCCACUGGCGGAGAGACGCCUAUCGUUGAAAUUCCCACUGCCGAAACAUCCGCUGUUGAUACUCCAAUGGAAGAUGAGCCCACCGAAUUAGAGCUGGCAGAGGCUACUCCUACCGCUGUCGAACACAAUGUUGAUGAACCCGAGGCCAUGGAGAUCGAUCAUGUCCAUGAAACUCGACCAACUGGAGAACUUUCUAGCGAGGCCUCACCAGGAACCUUCGCAACCAAACCAUCCGAGCCCGAGUCAGUAUCUUCACUCGAGCCUGCCAUCGAUAAGGCAUUGCAAAUAAGCCACUCGCCUGCACUCGGUCUCCAGACGCGAGUACCACACCUUCUGCGUGGCACGCUGCGUGAAUAUCAACACUACGGAUUGGAUUGGCUUGCUGGUCUCUACAAUAAUCACAUCAACGGCAUCUUGGCGGAUGAGAUGGGAUUAGGUAAAACGAUUCAGACAAUCGCUCUCCUCGCUCAUCUUGCCGUGGAUCAUGGUAUCUGGGGCCCGCAUCUGGUAGUCGUUCCCACCAGUGUCAUACUCAACUGGGAAAUGGAAUUCAAGAAAUGGUGCCCGGGCUUCAAGAUCAUGACUUACUAUGGUAACCAAGAAGAACGCAAGCAGAAACGCCGCGGCUGGACGGAUGAUAACGCCUGGAACGUGUUGAUCACAUCGUAUCAGCUGGUGCUUCAGGAUCAACAGUCUCUCAAGCGAAGGAACUGGCAGUACAUGAUUCUCGACGAAGCUCACAACAUCAAGAAUUUCCGCUCACAGAGGUGGCAAGCUCUCCUCACCUUCAAGUCCCGUGCUCGACUUCUGCUCACAGGUACCCCUCUCCAAAACAACCUCACUGAACUGUGGUCUCUUCUGUUCUUUUUGAUGCCAUCAGACGGUCAAAGUGGUGGUGUUGAAGGGUUCGCUGAUCUAAAGGACUUCUCCGAAUGGUUCAGACGUCCCGUUGAGCAAAUCCUGGAGCAUGGCAGAGAGACCAUGGACGAAGAGGCCAAGGGUGUGAUCACCAAGCUUCAUACCGUGCUUCGUCCGUAUCUCCUUCGUCGACUCAAGGCCGACGUCGAAAAGCAAAUGCCUGGAAAAUACGAACAUGUGGUCUAUUGUAGGCUUUCCAAGCGACAGCGAUAUCUCUACGAUGGGUUCAUGUCAAUGGCUCAAACCAAGGAGACGCUCGCGUCCGGAAACUUUCUUUCCAUUAUUCACUGUCUCAUGCAGCUUCGAAAAGUGUGCAACCAUCCUGAUCUCUUCGAAACCCGCCCUAUCUCCACCUCCUUUGCAAUGCCUCGGUCUGUGCCCAUGGACUUCAAUGUCAAAGAAUCUCUCGUCCGACGGAGACUACUCUUCGAACACCCUCUCACCAAGAUCGAUUUGGAUUUCCUCAAUCUCGCACCGGUGUCGCGAGAAGAUAUCUCACGCCGGCUGGCCGACGACAGUAUCAGACUCAUGGCCAUUGGACCGUUCAAGAAACUCCGAGAACGCCAGUACAACCGCACUAACUGGGACAUGGACUUUGAUGGAUCAAAUAUGACAACCAUCAUGGAAUCCUUGGAGAAUGCUUGCCGGAAAAGACGCAUGGCAGAGUUAGAGCGUUGUCUCUACUUUGAAUCCAAGCGCCACGGGCGCCGACCGGUAUACGGAAGCAGUUUGAUCGAGUUCAUCAGAGCAGGGACCAAGGAACACGCGCUAUCCAACGCACCCUUGCGGAAGCGCUCAAUGGCUGACUGGUUGUCCAGCCGCUCCUCGGUCCUCGCCUCAAUGAUUUUGACCAUCGACGAACGUGGCCUUGAAAUGGACGGCUAUGUUCAGCGAUUCGCCUGCGUCACACCUGCUGCUGUUGCUGCGGGCAUGAAUGAAGCCGCCUUGACUCCUGUUGAAACCAGGCUCUUGACGAAUACUCGCCGAGACCAACCAUACGACCCCUUCCACGAAGCGCGGAUGCGUCUCUCGAUCGCGUUCCCAGAUAAGAGACUACUUCAAUACGACUGCGGCAAACUCCAGCGCCUGGACAAACUCCUGCGUGACCUCAAAGCCGGUGGUCAUCGAGCCUUGAUUUUCACUCAGAUGACCAAGAUGCUGGAUAUCCUGGAACAGUUCCUCAAUAUCCACGGCCACCGCUAUCUCCGCCUUGACGGUACUACAAAGGUCGAGGCGCGCCAGAUGCUCACAGAGCGAUUCAACAGCGAUCCCCGUAUCCUGGCGUUCAUCUUAUCGAGUCGAUCCGGUGGUCUGGGAAUCAAUCUUACGGGCGCUGACACCGUCAUCUUCUACGAUUUGGACUGGAACCCGGCUAUGGACAAACAAUGUCAAGACCGUUGCCAUCGUAUCGGCCAGACCCGCGACGUGCACAUCUACCGUUUCGUCUCGGAGUAUACCAUUGAAUCCAACAUCCUCCGCAAGGCCAAUCAAAAGCGCAUGCUUGACGACGUCAUCAUCCAAGAAGGUGAAUUCACCACGGACUACUUUACCAAAUUGGACACCGAAGCCAUCGCGGAAAGCGACGAGCGUGAUGGCCAAGACGAGGCGAGUGCGGCCAUGGACCGUGUCCUCGGCAAUCGGGUCGGAGGCGGUACCCGUGUGUUCGAGGCAGCCGAGGACAAAGAGGAUCUGGAUGCAGCGAAAAACGCACAGAAGGAACAAGAGCAUGCUGACGAUGGCGACUUCGAAGAACAUAGCGCCUCCCGUGAGACCCCUGCACCGGCCGAAACUCCAGGGGGCAGUUCGGCAAUUCCAGAACACGUGGACGAGCCUGGUCACAUCGAUGACUAUUUGUUGCGAUUCAUGGAGUGGAACAUGAAGGAUGAGCCCCUGGUUCUACCCCCAGAUAAAAGCAAGAAGAAAUCCAAAAAGGGUAAGGAGCAUCAUCUUAAGAGGAGGCGUUGA